This is a messenger RNA of Emericellopsis atlantica, 1992 nucleotides long. RefSeq names its product thiolase-like protein. Lineage: Eukaryota; Fungi; Ascomycota; Sordariomycetes; Hypocreales; Bionectriaceae. The record is from RefSeq and is a predicted model, not a curated record. Bases 380 to 1756 code for a protein of 458 amino acids. The transcript has a single exon. Gene Ontology annotation, molecular function: acyltransferase activity, transferring groups other than amino-acyl groups.
ACCACUCCGACUCUCCGCGUGAAGCCGCGGCAGCUGAGCCUCGGCAUUUCCCCCGCAUUUCGAGCCCCAACAACUCCAGUCUUCAAUCAGACGCCAGACGGGUGGAGGAGGGGAGAACGAUGAGUGUCAAGGCCCUGGUCGCUUGCCGAGCUGGUUUCCUCUUUACGGACCGGGGAAUAAGUGGCCCACGGCUAGCCGGGGUACUACGUAAACGACGUACAUAUACCGUACAUCAAGACCAGCCCUGGACAGACCUGGACUGACCUCAUCCAUCUUCCCACGCGCUGCUCUCAUCGACUAUAUUCCCAGGCUUCUCAUUCUUCUCUUCUUCUGUAUUAGAAUCUAUCUAUUAUCACCGUAGCAAAGCACAUCCCUCGCCAUGGCCCCCAAGAAGCGAUCGCCCGCCUACGUCGUGGGCGUGGGCAUGACAAAGUUCAUCAAGCCCCGUGGCAAGGUCGACUACACAGAGCUCGGGUUCGAGGCGGGCGUCAAGGCGCUGCUGGACGCGCAGAUCAACUACGACGACGUCGAGCAGGGCGUGGCCUGCUACUGCUACGGCGACUCGACCUGCGGCCAGCGCGUCUUCUACCAGUUUGGCAUGACGCAGAUCCCCAUCUACAACGUCAACAACAACUGCUCGACGGGCAGCACGGGCCUGGCCAUGGCGCGGCAGCUCGUCUCGAGCGGCGCCGCCGACUGCGUCAUGGUCGUCGGCUUUGAGAAGAUGAUGCCCGGCAGCCUGCAGAGCUUCUUCAACGACCGCGAGAACCCCGUCGGCACCACGCACCGCAUGAUGGCCGAGACGCGCGGCGUCACCAACGCCCCCGGCGCCGCCCAGAUGUUUGGCAACGCGGGUAUCGAGUACAUGGAGAAGUACGGCGCCCGCCCCGAGGACUUUGCCGAGAUUGCCCGCGUCAACCACGCCCACUCGCCCAAGAACCCCUACUCGCAGUUCACAGACGUCUACUCGCUCGAGCAGAUUAUGAAGGCUCCCGCCAUCCACGGGCCCCUGACCAAGCUGCAGUGCUGCCCGACCUCGGACGGCGGCGCGGCGGCCAUUGUCGUCUCCCAGGAGUUCCUCGACGCCCGCCCCCACCUCAAGGAGCAGGCCGUCGAGAUUGCCGGCCAGUGCCUGGCCACCGACGCCCCCUCGCUCUUCUCCAAGUCGUCCAUCGACCUCAUGGGCUACGAGAUGACCCAGCACGCCAUGCGCACCGCCACCCGGGAGGCGGGCGUCUCGCCCCGCGACUGCCAGGUCGUCGAGCUGCACGACUGCUUCAGCGCCAACGAGAUGGUCGUCAUCGACGCCCUCGAGCUCUGCGACAAGGGCAAGGCCCACGAGCUCGUCCGGCGCGGCGACAUUACCUACGGCGGCAAGUACGUCAUCAACCCCUCGGGCGGCCUCAUCUCAAAGGGCCACCCCCUCGGUGCGACGGGCAUCGCCCAGUGCGCCGAGCUGGUCUGGCACCUGCGCGGCUGGGCCAACAACCGCAAGGUCCCCCGCACCAAGCACUGCCUGCAGCACAACCUCGGCCUCGGCGGCGCCGCCGUCGUCACCGUGUACCGCCGCGCCGACGGGCAGGAGGCCCCCGAGAUGGACUCGGCGACCGUGGGCCGGAAGAAUGGGCUUGGGUACAACCCGGCCGUUGAGGCCAAGGGCUUCACCCAGGCGCAGGCCACGUCGGUGCGGAGUCGGGCCAAGGCGAACGACUGGGCGCUGCAGGACACGGAGAAGAAGGUCGAGGCGAGGUUCUAGUGUCUGGGCUUCUAGGAAUUGAUUAGUGAAAGAGGUGUAGUACAUGUACGUAGCAGCAAGCAAGCAAUGAGACACUUUUCCACGCGAGUUCGGGACGUUGGUUGAACCUGGUUGUCUUAGGCUGGUACACUCGAUGGACGCGUUUUCGUACUACCAGUCUGCCUGACGCGUCUUGAUGCGCUGCGUCCAGUUCAUCUGAGUGGCGUGGGGAUGGUAGAUGUAAUAGAGUGUACAAU